AUGGCUCCUCACGCCCUUCCACCUUCGCCCCGCGCCCGGCACGGUGCCGGCCCAACCCUGCUACAUUCACUCCAUCAAGAGCACAGCUCCGUCUUAAGCCUCGCCGCCGACGACUUUCAUAUCUACACCGGCAGCCAGGACGGCGAGAUAUGCAUCUGGGACAAGCUGACCUUCACGCUCAAAGCGGUAUGGACCGGCCAUACUGGUAGUGUUCUCGCCCUCGAGUACGCCUCGGACAGACAAUGGCUCUUCAGCGCCUCAGGUUCGUCUUCUGACGUUUGGGACACUCGAAGACUGUCCCCCCUCUACAUCCUCCAUCCGUUCCAGGAGACCGCCUCAGGAGACCUCUUCUCGCUCGUAUGGUGCUCACAAUCCCAGACGCUCUACUUUGGCUGCCAGAACACGUCCCUCCAAUGGUUCUCGUUCGCCAUCCCUACCCACGUGCCGGCCUACUUCACGUCAGCCUCUUUCGAAAGCGUCAGCUCAAGUGGCGCGUCGACUCCCACAUCACGCAAGGCGCACAAGUUUUUCGACAGCUAUCCCCAGUACACCCGCCGUCCAGCUGAUCUCGGCGCACGCAAUCCGACAUGCUGCUCGUCCUCCAGUCCUCCUUCCACUGGCUCGAGGACCCCCCCAGAUGGCUGCAUACAGCAGGAAUCUCCGAAGACGCCCCUUGCCGUGCUCCACGUUCCGCAGGAGAACGUCAUCGAUUCGGCGCAUUAUGGCUACGUCUACUGCAUGGCCCACCUGCCAGGUAAUCACGAGGGGUCCGACGACCCUCCGUACCCCGGCCCUGGCAAACGUCGUCUCCAGCUGUUAACCGGGAGUGGUGACUCCACAGUCAAGCAAUGGAAGCUAGCGGAUGACAAGUUUAGACCGUCGCCUCCCGAGCUCAUAUAUUCGUUCGACUGCGAUGCGGGUGCGGUCCUCACACUCGUUUUGAGAGGCGACACCGUCUACGCAGGGUGUCAAGACGGGCUGGUCAAGGUGUGGGAUCUCGAGACGCACACCCUCGUUCGGACAUUACUAGUGGUGGAGAACGCAGAUAUCUUGUCGAUGUCGCUUCUUCACUCGGACUUGUACGUCUGCUCUGCCAAUGGCGAUAUUCAGAGGUGGAACGCUUCCUUCGAACAGACCGGCUGUUGGCGAGGACACGACGGGAUCGUUCUGUCCUCCACAUUUACAGCCCUUCUCCCAGAUGCCGCGCCAGAACAGCAGGAGAAGCACUUCCUCCUAGUCACGGGCGGCGGCGAUGACGUCGUGAAGGUCUGGGACGUGGGCGCCCCAUGCUGCCAGGGUCAGAAUGUAGCUGACAUUGACUACGCUGAUGUCUCCAGAAGUAUCAAUGAUAUCCUCGUCCAUGCCUUAACAAAGUUUGUCUCCAUCCCGAAAGACUGUCGCCAAGCGGCCAUCUGGCUUCGAAAAUGCUUCACGCAACUCGGCGCAGAGGCUUCGCUGCUUCCAACCGGCGAUUCUACAAAUCCCUUGGUGCUAGCGACCUUCCACGGCACGCGGACGGCAUCCGCGCGGCCGCGGCUGUUGUUCUACGGCCACUACGAUGUCAUCUCCGCCCUCCCGGACGGCUGGGACUCGGACCCGUUCGCGCUCACCGGCAAGAACGGGUACCUGUACGGUCGUGGCGCGACGGACAACAAAGGGCCCAUCAUGGCGAUCGCGUGCGCUGCGGCGGACCUUCUUGCGCGCCGGGCUCUCGACAUCGACUUGGUACUGUUGAUCGAGGGAGAGGAGGAGGCGGGGAGCGGCGGGUUUGCUGAGACGGUGAAGCGACAUAAGGAGGCGAUUGGAUCCAUCGACUCGAUUCUUGUCAGCAACUCGACGUGGAUAGCGGAAGACACGCCGUGUAUCACUUACGGCUUGCGCGGGGUCGUUCACUGUAACGUCGAGAUUUCCAACGAAGGCCCCGACCUUCAUUCAGGAGUCGAAGGCGGCGCGGCUCGAGAGCCCAUGUUGGACAUGUCAGUGCAGAUGUGGACAUCCGUGCGGCCUCUUACCGAAGAGGAGCGACAACUCUACAAGGUGCUCUCCAGCGUGACGCAGACACCGGCACACCUACUCUCUGCGCGCUGGAGAGAGCCAUCCCUGACCGUGCACAAUAUCGAAGUUUCCGGGCCGCGAAAUUCCACCGUCAUCUCGUCGAAAGUGCGCGCACACGUCUCGCUGCGUAUCGUUCCAGACCAGGAUCUCGCGACGAUUGCGGCGUCUCUCCGACAACACUUCGCCGACGAGUUCAAGCGGAUGAAGUCUCCAAACCAGCUCAAGGUCAGCAUCGAUCACACGGCUGACUGGUGGCUCGGAAACUUGGACGAUCAGUGGUUUCGAGCAUUGGAAGACGCGGUCAGGGACGAGUGGGAGGUCGAACCACUCAGGAUACGUGAAGGAGGGUCGAUCCCGUCGAUACCCUACUUGGAGAAGGAGUUUGCCUGUCACGCCCUCCAUCUUCCCCUUGGGCAGAGCACGGAUCAAGCACACUUGCCGAACGAGCGAAUAUCCCUGUCGAAUCUGCGGCGGGGCAAACGCGUGGUGGAGCGAUUCCUCACAAUCGCAGCAGCUAACGCAUGUCGAUCAUCGUCGUAG
This is a messenger RNA of Epithele typhae, 2595 nucleotides long. RefSeq names its product Zn-dependent exopeptidase. Gene Ontology annotation, biological process: proteolysis; glutathione catabolic process. Gene Ontology annotation, molecular function: protein binding; peptidase activity. The record is from RefSeq and is a predicted model, not a curated record. The transcript is spliced from 18 exons. Lineage: Eukaryota; Fungi; Basidiomycota; Agaricomycetes; Polyporales; Epitheliaceae. The coding region runs from base 1 to 2595 and encodes 864 amino acids.